CGCGCGCUGAGGAGGCUGAGGCGCGCGCUCGUGUCACAUUCUUCAGAUGAUCCGCUAUUAUUCAGAAGAAACACAGACAGACAAUCAGCGACACACAGCAGCGAGCACAAGAUUCAUCUCUAAUGACCACGCCCACUUUCCAGUGCCGAUAGAUGAGAGCAAGCCACGCCCCUCGUGUUACGCGCAAUGCUGACUGAAGAUGGACGUUCCUGAAUACCUGGAUCUGGAUGAGAUCGACUUCACUGAUGAUUUACCUUAUAAGAGCAUUCCCGAGCUGUGCCGGAGACACGAUGGCCCGAGCGACGAGAGGCAAGCUCCGGCCAUCAACUGGGGUCGUAACGCGGCGUCACACGGCGGAGCGGGAAACAAGCCCACCGGGAUCGCCGACGUCUACAGCAAAUUCAGGCCCGUCAAACGCGUGUCUCCCCUCAAACACCAGCCGGAGGAGACCGAAGCCGAGCCGAGCGUGGACCGGAGCAAAGAGGAUUCUCCCUGCGCCGGCAAGAGCAAAGCCCUGGGGAGCGGAGCGCUGUUCGGGGAGCUGGAGCACUACGACCUGGACAUGGACGAGAUCCUCGACGUGCCGUACAUCAACAAACCCAGUCAGCAGACGUCGACGCUUCCCCGCGUGGCUUCGGAGAAGAGGAGCGUCAGAGGAGCCACGCUUUCCCACUCCGAGAGCCUGAGCGCCGGGAACCAGUUCUGUGUGCUGGCGCCCGUCAACUGGCCCGACAUCAGGAAGAGCAAGUCUAUGGAUCUCAGGGCUCAGAGCGCGGGGUUCGAGCUCAGUCACGGGUCAGACACGGAUAAGCCCCGACUCUUCCCGGAUAAACCCGGAGCCGACGGCGGGGAGACGGCGUUCCCGGUUCAGGGAGCCAGAGGCACGAGGGGAGCGUUCGGAGACGGAGACGAAGAAGCCAAGAAGACGCAGAACAUCCUGAACAUCGUGAGAGAGGGGCAGAUCUCGCUGCUGCCUCACAUCGCGGCGGAGAACCUGGAGCGCAUCCGAGACGAGGACGGGAAUAACCUCCUGCACGUGUGUGCGUCUCAGGGCCACGCCGACUGCCUGCAACACCUGACCUCGCUCAUGGGCGAAGACUGCCUGAACGAGCGCAACACACACCAGCUCACGCCCGCGGGCCUCGGCGUACGGAACGGUCACCUGGAGUGUGUGCGCUGGAUGGUGAGUGAGACCGAAGCCAUCGCCGAGCUCAGCUGCACUCGAGAGCAUCCCAGCCUCAUCCAUUACGCCGCGCGACACGGACAGGAGCGGGUCCUGCUGUGGCUCCUGCAGUUCAUGCAGGAACAGGCCAUUUCUCUGGACGAAGUGGAUCAGAACGGGAACACGGCGGUUCACGUGGCGGCUCAGUUUGGACAUCUCAGCUGCGUUCAGACUCUGGUGGAGUACGGCUCGAACGUGACGGUGCAGAACCAGCAGGGCGAGCGUCCUUCCCAGAAUGCCGAGCGCCAGGGUCACAGCACAUGCUCUCGAUAUCUGGUGGUGGUGGAGACGUGCAUGUCUCUCGCCUCUCAGGUGGUCAAGCUCACCAAACAACUGACCGAGCAAACAACGACACGAGUCGCCCUACAGAACCAACUCCAGCUGCUCCUGCAGACGCAAGAACCCAGACCUCGAUCGCCCAGCGCUCUUGUUGAGGCGUGGCCUGAGAUGACUCUGACGGCUGAAGUGGCUCCUGAUAACCAGUGGAUCCUGAAGCAGAGACACACAGAGGCGGGGGCGGAGUCGGGGGCGGGGCCGGGAGCCGGGCCAAUGAGACGGCCGGGGAUGGGAGAGAGGCGGGAACUAAAGUUAGCUCGUCUCAAGCAGAUCAUGCAGCGCUCGCUCAGCGAAUCAGACGGAGACGCGGCGUAUCCUCCGAACGAGCCCAAACCCGAUCGCCCGACCCAACUCCCCCUCGCCGAGCCCGAGGAGCGCAAGCUCACGACUUCCAAAUCCGUGGACACUUACAACCCGUCGCCAUCGUCAGACCAGAGCGAUCCCGAAACCAGAGAGUUUCCCGACGGACAGAAGAUCGCCACGAGUCCCAAAAGCGCCCUCAAAUCCCCAUCGUCUCGAAGGAAGACCUCGCAGAACCUGAAGCUGAGAGUCACGUUCGACGAGCCGCCGCGCAAACACGACGCCAAAGCCCCGCCCACCAAAGAGAAGGCGGAGUCUGGGAAACGAGCGUUCGGGACGUUCCGCUCCAUCAUGGAGACUCUCAGCGGAAACCAGAACAGCAACAACAAUAACACUGCGAGUGGGAAGAAGAGCGAGUCCAAGAGCAAGAGCAAGACGAGUGCGGUCUAGAUCCGGCGGC
Molecule: messenger RNA, 2318 nt
Organism: Rhinichthys klamathensis goyatoka
Lineage: Eukaryota; Metazoa; Chordata; Actinopteri; Cypriniformes; Leuciscidae
Gene: sncaip
Product: synuclein, alpha interacting protein
Exons: 11
Coding region: 200-2308 (702 amino acids)
Molecular function (GO): ubiquitin protein ligase binding
Source: RefSeq, a predicted model, not a curated record